AUAGUAUAAUGCUUGGGCUUUUCUUUUGGCAGCUGGUCGUUCUUGGCACUUUAGAAGCUUCAGGGCAAAUAAAGACUUUAGUUCAAACCUACUGGCCUCAUACUUCACUAAUUGCUGAAGCCAGUGAGUUCAUAGCAGAGCUAUAUCCGAGGAAGUUUUGGGAUUUUAUUAAGGCAACUAAGAAGUUAGAAGCAAAUUCUACAGAUUAUGACCAAUUUAAUUUUUUAAAGUCAAGCUACUUGGCUAAUAUCAUUAAUCAUAAAGAAGAGCUUCUCGAUUCUCUUGAUCUUGCCUUAGGUUUAAGGGAAUUUAGUCCCUCUGUUGAACUACAACGCGAGACGGGUCGAAAACUUUUGCGAACCCAAAUGCAAAAGAACUGUUCUACUUUUGCUUCGUUUAACCUUGGACAUCCUAAAAACCAGGGCCCCCGUUGGGUUCUAAUUUGCGAAGUGAAGGAAUUAAACUUUUACCUUAAAAAUUAUUCUCUAGGAACUCUAAUCUUUCAAGAAAUUAGUGUUGAAGUCCAGGACCACUUGUGGCCUCCUUAUAAGGACGAAAAUCCUGAACAGGCUUUUGCUCUGGCAGUGUUGUACGGAGACUUAACUAACCCAGAGUUCCACAUAUUUCUGGAUUUGUUAAUGAAUGCAAACAAUCUUCCUUUUAUAUUUCGCCACUAUCAAUCUAAGUCUUUCAAACAAAUUCGUUUGUCCGCAUUUGGCACUGAACUUUUGGUCAAGAGUAUGGAGUACAAGGCCAUGAAUGAUAUGGACGAAUCGCAAGGGGCCACUGCUGCUUUCGAUGGUUGGGAGGAAAGCGGAGUCGUGCAGGAGCCAUCCUCCGACGAGUUCAAGCACAUUCCCGAGGCGCUUCACCACAUGGACGAACUGCCUCCGUUAAAGACUUCCCAGAUUGCGAAGUUGGGCAUUCGAGCUGCUACCCGGAUUGCAGACAGCCGCGGGGACUUCCUCGAAAAGUUAAAGUGCAUAAGCCAGAAUUUCCCGGUAGUAGCUCCUUCCCUCGGGGGAUUGAAGAUUAAGGAGAAAUUAGAAGCGGAGGUUAGACAGAAUGCCGCCAUCUUGCGCGAAUUUUUCAUCGGGGACGUCUCCUUUUUGCUGCUUCUGAACGGAAAGCGGCUUCGUGGCGUGGACCCCUUUGCAAUCUCCUCGGAAAUUCGCGCUGACUUCAAAAUCGCACAAGCGCUUCUUGAACUGGGCAUUCCUCACGACUGUCUGAGAAGACUUUUAUAUUUAUAUUCGCCUGUGGAUCCUGUAGAAGUAAAGAACGAGAGGGUUGACUUGGGAGGCGCUCGAGUGCUUUUUAUUAACGAUUUAGAAAAAGAUCCGCAGUAUUCAAGAUUUCCAAGAUCGCUAGAAAUGCUGAAGUAUAGCACGAAAGGCGGUUUACGCCCUCUUGCAAGGAAUAUUGUUACUGUUGUUUUUGUGCUGAACCCUUUAGACCAACGCGCCGUGGAAAUCCUCUCUUACCUCUUUAACUACUUCUCGAUGGGCGUGCUCGUACGAAUGGGCGUGUUGCUUGGGACAUCAAGAAGUCACAGUCAAUUACAUAUCUCCGCCUUCGGGUCCGGACCUUCUACGGCGGUAACACUUCCCGUUGCUAAUAACACGUGGGCGGAGAUGGAGACAAAAACUAUUUGCAUAAUCAAAUUUUUGGCGGAAAGAAAAGGGGUGGCUGCUUCAAUCCGCUUCUUGUUGGACUUGCAUUAUGCUACAGUCGACAUAAGAAACCUCACGGAAGCCGAUUUGUUCAAGUUUUCAAAAAGGUUUAUAUUUCUGAAAGAAGAACAUUUUAAAGAAAUUCUGUACGGGAAAAGCCAGUGUGCACGAAGCCGACUUGAGGAAGAUGAUUUUUUGCAUCGAAAGGAUCUGAACUUCAAUGCAAUAUACGUAAAUGGUAAGCACUAUCCAGUGGAACUUUCAACUCUGGACCACGUGCUCUUCGGUGCAAUCAGAGCCGACCAGCAACUUUGCCUAAAUGCGUACAGCAGACACGAGCUUUCUGAUAACGACGACGUGUACAGUUUCUUUAUGCGUUUACCGGAAACGCAGCCAAAAUCCUUUUAUAAACUUAAAAAAAGUAUUGAAAACGAGGAUUUCCAGCCGGAAUUUUUCGAACCGGAUGCCCUCGUUUUCUUAAACGAAAACCAAUGCACCCAAGGAAGUCUUUGCUUGUCCAUUGUUGUAGUGGCGGACAUCUCGACACUGCCGGGACUCUACACUCUACUGGAAGCUUUCACUUUUGCAACGAGAAACAACCAUUCUGUUCGACUGGCCCUCCAACCAUCGCAUGAAACGACAGGAAACUUUGAUGCAACCAUGGAAAAGCUUGUUAUUGGUUCUUUUAAACUUAUAAGAGAAGAAACUGAGCUGGCGCUGCUUCACGGUCUCUUAGUUGCCUGUGUAAAAGAUUUGGCGGAAAACAAUCUUUAUACGUUGAAGACUCGCGUUUCUACUUUUCUUAAAAAUCAUAUUAAAUUUGCUGAAGCUCUCAAAACGGCAAAUGGCUACACACCCCCGCGAAGACCGUCACCACAUGUUAUAAUCGUUCACAACGAGAUGGCGCUAAUCGGUACACAUGGUCUGCGGUUCGCCGACAUCGACUACCUUUACAAAAAAGCCUCGAAAACGCUGGCAGCACUGAAGCAUAUAAUUCCUAGCCAUCUUGUUAGCACGGAUGCGGUUUUUCGUCUGAGCACGACUUUGGCUCGCCAGAAUACACCUCGUGUGUCUUUACCGCCCUCGUUGCUUACCACUUACAGCGGCUACGAACUAGUUGGGCGGGACAACUUUCAUUUCGAAGUUGUCGUGGAUCCGCUUUCUCGGGAGGCCCAAAAACUCGCUCCACUUUUGAUAGAAUUGAAGGCCAACUAUAAUCCGAAGAUAACACUAAUUUUACUUCCACAGGAAAAACUUUACUCGCUUCCGCUCACAACUAUCUAUCGCUAUUCCAUAUCCUGCCGUCCCUCAUUUUAUAAAAAUGGCAGUAUCAUGGGGCCCGUCGCUGAGUUUCUCAAGGUCCCACGGAAGCCCCUUUUCUCCUUAAACAUCGAUGUGCCCAUGUCAUGGGAUACACGUGCUGUCGAUUGCAUUGCUGACCUGGACAAUUUGCACAUGGAGAAUCUCAACAAGACAACAGUUUAUGCAGUUUUUGAGCCGAAACAUCUGCUCAUUGAAGGCCACUGCUACGACGAAUCGGAUGAGCCUCCGCGCGGAUUGCAACUCCAAUUGGGUACAGUUGACCAACCAGCCCUACACGAUACGCUGGUCAUGCAUAAUCUGGGCUACUUCCAGUUCAAGGCUGGCCCGGGGGUUUGGUAUUUGAGACUGUGCCCUGGUCGCUCUAGUCAACUUUAUCAAAUAAAGCAGACGCACCCUUCUCUCCCUCUCAGAGUGGCGAAGUUUUCUGGGCUUAUUAUUACUGUUACGGUGACAAAGAAUCCCGGAUAUGAGGAUGCUCAGUUGCUGGAGCGGCCCGCCACCAUUGGGAGCUCCCCCCUGUCCCUCUGGCGAACCAUACUAUCGUUGGGUGCCUCCGAAAAGGAUGAAAUCAUUAAUAUAUUCUCAAUUGCAUCGGGCCACAUGUAUGAACGUCUCUUGUCUAUCAUGCUUAUAAGUGUAGUGAAGAACACUCUAAGCCCCGUCAAGUUCUGGCUUCUAGAAGAUUUCUUGAGCCCCACCUUCAAGAAAACACUUCCGAUAAUGGCACAGAAAUUCGACUUUGACUAUACUUUAGUAACGUAUAAGUGGCCCGCUUGGCUCCGUUCUCAAACAGAAAAGCAGAGAACCAUAUGGGGCUACAAGAUACUGUUCUUGGACGUCCUCUUUCCGUUAGAAGUGAAGAGGAUCAUUUUUGUGGAUGCCGAUCAAGUCGUGAGGGCGGACUUGAAGGAACUGAUGAAGUUAGACUUAAAGGGCGCCCCCUAUGCAUACACGCCUUUUUGUAACGACCGGAAGGAAAUGGACAGAUUCCGGUUUUGGAAGCGGGGCUAUUGGAGGGAGCAACUUGCGGGUCUGCCUUACCACAUCAGCGCCCUCUACGUCGUUGACCUGGUCACUUUCCGUCUACUGGCCGCCGGUGAUCGGUUGCGGCAAACUUACCAGCUUCUCUCGGCUGAUCCUAACAGCCUCGCGAAUCUGGACCAAGAUUUGCCCAACAGUAUGCAACACGAGCUUCCCAUCUACCACUUACCUCAAGAAUGGCUCUGGUGCGAGACGUGGUGCAGCGACGAGCUCAAAGAAAAGGCUAAAACUAUAGACUUGUGCAACAAUCCUCUCACUAAAGAGCCAAAGCUUCAGGCAGCAACCCGUAUUCUCUCUGAGUGGAAGAAGUUAGACGAGGAGGCGAGAACGGUUAAGGUUAUAAAAGAAAAUUUAAAUCCCUUUAAUGCCGCUAAAGAAGAACUGUAG
Messenger RNA from Zophobas morio, 4424 nucleotides. Its product is annotated as UDP-glucose:glycoprotein glucosyltransferase-like. Gene Ontology annotation, molecular function: UDP-glucose:glycoprotein glucosyltransferase activity. NCBI's taxonomy places the organism in Eukaryota, Metazoa, Arthropoda, Insecta, Coleoptera, Tenebrionidae. The record is from RefSeq and is a predicted model, not a curated record. Gene Ontology annotation, cellular component: endoplasmic reticulum. The transcript is spliced from 46 exons. The coding region runs from base 9 to 4424 and encodes 1471 amino acids.